Molecule: messenger RNA, 219 nt
Organism: Lathyrus sativus (Indian pea)
Lineage: Eukaryota; Viridiplantae; Streptophyta; Magnoliopsida; Fabales; Fabaceae
Source: the annotation of a GenBank genome assembly
AUGUUUGCAUGGGACUAUGCACACAUUGAGGGUGAAAAAGUUGAGAUAGAGAGAAAAAAGGUUGAUGCAAAGAUUAAGAAGGCUGAGAGUGCUGGGGAGAGAUUGAAGAUGAAUGAUCUGCAAAUACUCUCAAAAGAUACAUCAAAUAUGGAUACAAGACAACUACAAGUUCAUGAUAUGUUGUGCGACAUGAUUAGAGAAAAAUAUGGACUUAAUUAG